AUGAACUUUCUGUGCUAUCAGCUGUUGGUUGGAGGCCUUCUGUUAAUUACAGCGAACGAAGGUAAGGAAACCGAAGAAACAUUUUACUAAUGUCGUUCCUGCUUUAUCGUUGAUCCGUGAAACGCUAAAUCGCAACACAGAUGCUUAUUAGGCGAUUGAUAAGUCGACUCUUGUUGUUUCUCAGGCAUAGUUCACUCUGAAACAAGGAUCUCCGAUUUCUAUUCCGCGGCUUUUGCCAAACACAUGUGUAAGAGGCAUUGUGUCAAGGUUACUUCAUUUAAAAUUAGUCAUUCGCUUUAUCUUUAACAACAGAAGUUUGGUGUCGCCUAAGCGAGAUUAAACCAAAGAAUUUAAGGCCUUUUUUUCAGCAUACCUUAAAUUACAGCAUUAUAAAGAUACCACUCACUGCUUUUUCUCGAGCGCUGCCGCUCCCGUGGCAUAUUUUCUUCGAAUCCGUGCUCCUUUGACCUCUCGUGAACGACAUAACGCAAAUCCAGACAUUGAUGAAAACUCGGCAGUUAAUUGCUGUUUAAUCUGUUUUUGCACUACCCUUUUUACUUGUUUUCAAGCCAUGCACCAUCCUUAGAACCGAUUUGGUUAUUAGAAAAGAGGACUACAAACUGCCAUAAUGUAAACUCACCAACGUGAAAAGAGGCUUUAUCUCAUUCUUAUCUCAAACAUGAGCUAUAAUAAAGGACGUGGCACCUCGCAUCGAUGGCUAUCAUAUAGACCGCAAAUUCUACUCAUUCUUUAGGUCAUCAUCUACUCGUUACAACAGUUAUCUGCAAGCUCCUUCCAUUUGCUGUUGACAGUGCAACAGUAAAGCUCUCCUCUGAUUAAACCGAAAUAGACACUUUCAAUAGCUGAUCAUCUUGAAAAUAAUAACUGCACAACAUUUAAUGUUUAGAUUCGAUCUAGCUGUCUCGUUUUUGUUCUCAGGUUUGAGAAGAUAAAGAUGAUUUAAAACCUUUACACGAGAGUAUUGACUCAAGCCCAAGUCAUAAAUGGAGUCUCUAAUAAUGACCUUUUUUAUAUAUGAUCAGAAAAACUGAUAUCAGCAUUUUUUCGGUUACGAAACCAUGUGUAUUCAUGUACAUAGGUGGGCUCUGACCCCUUCCCACUGCGAGUGAGUGUCACACAACUAAUACUGCUGGCCACCACUUGCCACUUGCCACAUGCCACUUGCCUUUUUUUCGAUUUUUCUCUUGCUCUUGUCCACUUGUUCAAUAGCGAGUUUAACUUAACCCGGAAAGAUAUAUCUGGUGGCAGCAGACGGGCAAGAAACAAUAUUAUUUCGUGUUGGGCUCGGUCAAAAAUUCUUAUCGCAAUAUGUUCGCGUAUACCGCACAGAUCGGAUGAGACCUGUGCAAACCUGAAACCACCCACUAAACACACUAAUGUGAUUUUACGUAAAAGAUGGAAAUUGCGUAUUGUGGCCAUGUGUUUGAUAUUCUGGAGCCCCCUCUGUUACGAUUGACAUGUGAAUUGUCUUAGAUGCCUGUUUUGCGAAGGGAAAUAGUGGGUUGAGUGGCUAAACUCAUCCCUUGGCAUUCAGUAGCGGAAGAAUCAGUAAACAUCAUGCAUUGCUACCUUAAACAGGUUCUCAGCCAAUUUGAUCGCUCCCGGUAACACUCAUAUUUUCUGGUUGCGCUGGAUUUUUCCAGCUGGUUACGACUGCAAAUUCAUCACUUCGUUAUCAUGCGAUGUUCUUCAGACCUUGGUUUUAUUCUUUGUAAUGUUACGCCAUUGAAGUUCAAUUUUAAAAUUGAAAUAUAAAUUUUAAUGAAGAAAUUUACCAUCAACAUGCCAAUAAAUGUUGGAAAAAAACUUAAAGCUAAUUUAAUUAAAUUGCAUUCGCAAUUUUGCGAUGGUGUGAAGAAAAAUCCUAUCGUAUUGUUUUCUAUUAUUUUUCUUAACUUUACCUUUGAUUGAUUGUGGUAUAGCCAUUUGUUGUAAGAAUUUAAAGUUUUAAAGGAAUUUGUAAAGUUAUUUUUCUAUCUUCACAUCUAUCAGAUUUUAUCCGGUCAGAUCAAGGUUUGAUAUGUUGAUAUGACCUUUUCUCAGUUGGUAACGUAAAAAUUGUAGAGUCUUGCGCCGCGCAGAUCAACGAGAUCCAGACCGAUGGGCGGUGUGUUUGUUUAUCUCGUUUUAAAUGAAACUUAGAUGCUGAGGACAACAUCAGUGUGCAACCGUUCUAGACAGUGUGAAAGAAGAAUAAUCAAUUAAAAAAUGCAGUUUGGUUAAACCUCUCGACAUUUUAUUUCGCCAUGUCCACCGUAAGGUUGCAGCAAUGUUGCUUUACUUUAAUUGCCUUUUCAAGGACGUGCCGUGUCUCUUGAUGUUCGCCUAAUCCUUGCUAUGAUAUGUUUAGAGUGAAUUGUCAUUCUGCAAAAUGGAAUUAUUUGAGACGUUGAUUUUAGUUAAUUCUUGAAGGAAUUUGGGCUGUGUAGCCGGAUGCCCUUAUUAGCAUUCUGCGGUCAUGUAGUUCCGCAAUUUAAAGUGCUUGAGAACCGCGUUAUCCGCCGUUUCCUGGCACUUAUUUAUCAAAAUAACUUUGCAGCACGGUUUGAAAGCUUUCACUCCAUAACUUGAACAAUAAAAACAGAAAAAGCACAGGGAUGUUAUGAUAAAUAAUAAUAGGGGUGUCAUUGCCGCUAACUCAUUAGCGUCUUUCUGUUUUAAAACUCUGUCGCGAUUAUCAAAGACAUUAUGUUGGUGAGAUUUCUUAGUCAUAGACAUCCUCGUUAUUGGAUUAUAAGGCUAGCCAUUGAUUUCUGUGCCAAACCUCGUGGGGUUUCUUUGAACCAAGCAGUAGGAAAGUCUGGUUUGACGACACACCGAGAAUGAAUUAGGUUAUCUUUUUUGUCUGCUUUGUUUCUGAAAUUGCAUCGAAGGCUGGAAAAAUUAAAAUGGUACUUGGUCAGGCAACGCGAGGUUAAAAUUAAUUAAUUUGUUGUGGCGAGAAAGAUAAGUGAAAGUUAAAUAAACGGCUAACUGAGGUCUUAACCCGAGCUAAACUCAUGACACAAGGAUUGUCACAUCAGGAUUUAUAGAGGAAAGCUCUGACAUAUUACAUCAAUUUAUCCGACACCUUUUACUUCCAAUAAACUCUUCGUUUGUUAGAGUUUGCGAUGUAGCUUUUGAGAUUUUCGUGGGUCUUAUCCACGUCGGUGCGUAAGCAGACAGGUUUGCCAUCAAGUUUUCCCGACAGAGGACACACCAAGAAACUUUAAAUCAUUGAUCCAGACAGAGGACACACCAAGAAACUUUAAAUUAUUGAUCCGAAGGCUGAUGAUUGAUCUUUCCCUUUUAUCGGUUUUUUUCUACGUUUCAGUCACUCCACCUCUCUGACUGCCUCCAAUGGAACCUUGAAUUACGUGUUAAAUAGAUGAUGGUUUUUCAAAAGGUUUUUAAAAAAGUUAAGAUAGGACGAGUUAGCGUCGAGUACAGAUUAGAACUGUUGUGAAAAAAAGAAAAACUCCUCAUAAAUUACUGGUAAAGCCAUCGUGAUUUAAACCUCACAAGGGAACAUCGUAAAAGUACUUAAAAUUUGGUGCUGACAUUUGUGAAGAAAGAGAGACUCUAUUGCUUUUAGUGAAUGUCAUUGAGCUGUCAACUAAUGGCUAGAAUUACCAACAAAGAAAUUUCUCGAAAGGUUAAAUACAGGGGAUGAAGUAACUCUUUGGAAUGUGAGGGUAAAUUUCGGGUUAAUUGCUGUCCAAGAAAGAUAAAACUAACUGUGAACUGUUCAUGUGUUUUCUGCAUCAUAUCACCGUCUCCUGUUUUGGUGGGAUUGAAUUAUUUUCCGAAGUUGCUUAGGGCGAUGACUGAAGACAAAACUUUUGUCACCAUUCAGUAAACUGUGUUUUGUGUUUUCGGAUAGUCAUCGUGUGGUACAAACGAACUGUGACCAAAAACAUGUGAAAAGUCUUUUUUUUUUCUUACUUAUAUAGAAGAUAUCAUCAGCCCAGCCUGUUUGUGGAUAACAGAGGCUAAAUUUUCUUUUGGGAUGGUAUCGAUCCUUUAACCCUCAAGAGUGACUAGCAUCUAAUUUCUCCUUACAAUAUCGCCACUGAAUCACACAUUAAUGUCAAGAAAUGAUCACCAACUAAAGAAACUCUUCAGUGAUUAUAACAAAAAUUCUCCUUGUCAGACCUUAGGAAAUGUAUAGAGAACAGUAUGGAGAAUAUGCAUACUGAUGUUAGGGUGUAAAGGGUUGAAUACUUAAAAUAUCGUUGACCAAGAAAGUGCUAAAGUGAGAGUUAAUCGCGCGUAGAACACUUAACUCUUUAACUCCCAAGAUCUCAUUAGUAAUUCUCCUUACUAUCUACCAUACGAUUCUUAUGAUGUAAAUUUGGAGAAUUUGGCAUUGGAACAACUAAUAAUCCCCUAAUUGAUAUUUUACUUCAUUCUCAUCACUUCUAUGCGUGCUAUUGUAUUGAUAUUGUAAGGAGAAAUUCUCUCUUGGUCACUCAUGGGAGCUAAAGGGUUAACUGUAAUCGGAACUUGUUAGUAACUACUCUGACUGUAGAGAAAGGGUAAUUAUGGCAAAAUGAGGCAAAUUAUUCGAGUUUCAUUUCUACUGGUAUAUUUCUGACCCAAAUACACAAUUAGGCUUCAAGUGAAGUCUGUUAAUCAAAGGGCGGGUCCUUGCGUGUUAGUGCAAUUUUCUAUGGAAGCAGAUUCAAUUACCCGUGCAUGUCCUCAAAAUGGUCUUUUUUAUCCUUUGUUUUAUUUGACAGCGCGAUCUGCGCAAAGAAAUACCAGAAAAAUUGUCACUUCUGCAGCCUUUGCGGUUUUAAAACCUCGUUUCUUAUCGCAUCAAAGCAGACUUGUGUAAGCUAUCUUGGUGCAUUAAUUUAAUAGUAUAAUCAAGCAUAUACCGCCAUAGCUUUAUUAGCUUUGAUUAUUGAUAAAGCUAACAAGGAUAUAUGAUAGAGAUAUACAUCCAUGCAAAGACUAAGCCACAUCGAGAUAAACAGAUAAGUAGACAUUAUUUGGCACUCAAUCACCGUCGGAUACUUCUCACGGGUGGAAACCUUGGCGACUGUCUUGUUAACAUUGUCAUUUACUAGAUGCAGAUUGAAAACGUAAAGCUCUUACAUGGGUCCUAGGAACCGGUGUCUCCUUACAAGAAGAGGAUUUCGAAAGAUUAGCUUUGGUGCAAUUGUAAUCGUGUAAGCAUGAAAGAGCCUUCUGCAGUGGAAUGCAUUAUUCUAACACGAUGCAGCAUAGUAGUAUUACCCAAAUUAAAGAUAAGAGAUAAUUUACUUACGCACCUCAUCCAGUUUUCUUUAACUUUGCAGCUUUUUUUUUUUCUAACGCAUAUUUUUUUCUCUUAGGGCAGACUACAGCUCCGAGGAAAGCAAGGCAGCUUGACGAAUUCUUCGAUAUCCCAGGUUAUAGAGUUGAUUUUAACGUUAUUAAACACGCAGCGUAAGAAACAAAAACAGCUUGAGUCAUGGCUUAUUACCGAACGGAUUUAAAGGGUGAUGAAAAGCGAAGUUCCAAAUGCCAGUUAAAAACUUUAAAUACUUGGAGCGAAUCGUAACGGCUUUCAGACGAGACAACCGUUUUAACAUUUGGGGCUUUCGCCGGGUAUAAUUGUUCGACACUGGAAUUGAUUGACAGUCAAAAAACGUUUUUUCCACGGGAAGAAAUGAUAUUCCUGGUAACUCCACCAAUCCUUUGGAAACAUUUAUUGAAUCUGUUGAUGAACCCUUUAACUCCUAAGAUCUGACUGUUAAUUCUCCCCUCUAGCUUUCCUCAGAAUUAGUUCUGAGAAUUUGGUGUUAGAUCAAGGUAAUUACUUCCGCCUGAUAAUUUUGAGUCUUCUCCUUACCUGUAUGCAGGAAAAUGUAUAGAUAUGGUGGGGAGAAAUUACAUGCUAAUCACUUCUGGGAGUCAAAGGGUUUAAGUUUAUCCUUUCAAAAGUGUCACUUUUAAUGAAAAAAGCUAUAAUUGUUUGUUUCCGAUGUGGUUAUAUACUUGCAGUCGGUAUACUUUUUAAGUUGAAAAAUAGGCCAUUUUACAGUCGUGUACUUAGUCGCUAAGCCUUUGAUUUGAGUGAGGCUGAAGUUGACUAUGUUGUGAUAGAGACCAGUAUCUAGUUAGCAUGACAACAAAGUAAUUUACAUUUGAAAAGCAGCAAGGUUUGUAUCAUAAAAAGGUCACCCAUAGCUUCACUCCUGUUCAAAGGCUUGGCAACCAAGCACACAACUGUAAAAUGAACUAUUGGGACCCAUUGUGCUGAUUAAAUUAAAAUCAUUCCUAUUUUUUUUUCGUUUUUUCAGGAUCAUGUCCACAAGGUUGGAUAGGACACAAGGGAUCUUGUUAUUUACCUUAUGUUAACGGAAAGACUUGGCAAGAAGCAAACGGAACUUGUCGUGAAAUGGACUCGCACUUGGCCUUAUCCAGGAGCGUCACAGAAAACGGAUUUAUAGCCGAACAAGUUGCCAGACCAGAAGCUCGCGUCUGGAUUGGUCUGAAACGGAACCGGGGCGAGUUUUUCUGGAGUGAUGGUACCAAAUCUGAGUUUACAAACUGGGCUAAGCGGGAGCCUAAAGAUGCCUCGGUUACAGGCAGGGAUUGUGUAACUCUACUUUCCGAGGACAUUUUCCACUCGUGGGAAGUAAGAGAUUGUGAGGAAAGACAGUCGUUCAUCUGCGAGAGAGGUGAGAUUACUCCGGCAUCAGUGUUAGUGUAGAUGAAAGUUGAGGGUUCAGUUGUUCAAACAGCAGAUGAGGCUAUCCAACGUGUGAAUAUAAGUCCAGUUGAUAAGUGUUAAAAAAACGUACCACGCUUUUCACCGGACAGGGAUUUAUCCACUGGUUAACGUUCUUCCACUUUCGAAUAACUUAGGCCAAACGUCUUUUGCGACACGUAAGACUUACAUCUACGUGUACACUUGCGAAUGCAGCAUGGAAGGACGAGUAAUGCUCUGUAUUCCAAAUACUGUUUUGUGGGAUUAUGUGUGUCGAUAAUAAUUUUUUUUUGGUUUCAUUAAGUUAUGAUAAUGUUACUUGUUUGUUUCAUAGAACGAAUGUUCCUGGGGUCAAAUUAUCUCUGAAUACUGA
This is a messenger RNA of Pocillopora meandrina, 7076 nucleotides long. NCBI's taxonomy places the organism in Eukaryota, Metazoa, Cnidaria, Anthozoa, Scleractinia, Pocilloporidae. The record is from the annotation of a GenBank genome assembly.